Molecule: messenger RNA, 1125 nt
Organism: Pimephales promelas (fathead minnow)
Lineage: Eukaryota; Metazoa; Chordata; Actinopteri; Cypriniformes; Leuciscidae
Source: RefSeq, a predicted model, not a curated record
UCUCUUUAAGACCAUACGGUGAUGUUUCAGGGUUGUUGUUUUUUUUCAGACCCUCAUCACAGAGACUUGUACAUCAACAGCAGUGACUAUCUGGCAUUACUGAACAAUGAAAGACCUAAUCCCAACUCUACUGCUUGGAAACAGCAUUUUCUGCGAAUUAAGAAGCUUGUGCUGAUUGGUGGUCCUGAUGAUGGGGUCAUCACACCAUGGCAGUCAAGUCAGUUUGGUUUCUAUGAUGAUAAUGAGACGGUCGUUGAGAUGAAAAAACAGAAAGUGUUUUUAAUGGACUUAUUUGGGCUGAAGACACUGUAUGCUCGAGGAGAUCUGGCUCUUUGUUCGAUGGCAGGUGUUGCACAUGUCUUCUGGCACUCCAAUGAAACAGUGUAUAAAACCUGCAUUGAGAAAUGGCUUACAUAGAUACUGACACACUCACACAAAGAUCUACACAUGAUCACUACAGAUCAUUCUCUAUUAUUAAUUCAUACAUACAGCCUUGCACAUUUUGUUACAUUAUGCUAAUGCAUUGCUUCAGAACAUACAUUUGUUACUGUGCUCAUUGAAUGCAAACUCAGUUUUGAUUAUAUGUUAAAAUACAUGCGUAGAAAGGUAAACACUAAAUAUGAGGAAUAACCAUCAGUGCCUGAUUUCUCAUUUUGCUAAAGGGUUUGAAUCUUAAUCACUAUUUUUCAAUGUGUGUAAAAAAGUUCUUUUUAAUUCAUCUUUAUAUUUACAAUAUGUAAUGUGUUUGAUGUGGACUGUGCUGCUGCAGUAACAUUCAUGCUUUGCAUAAUGGACAUGUUUUGCUAUCUUACAAUUAGUAAGUGCAAUGAGAAAGGAGAAAAUGAGGGAAGGAGAAAAAAAGGAUAUAUAUAUAUACAAAGGAAAUAUGAAAGGAAACUCAUGGAAGUGCUGUUGCAUUUGCUGUAUAUAACAUUACCUUUCAUUUCCCAUUCUUAAAUCCUCAGUCCCAACAUUGCUUGUUUACCAUAAAGGGAUUUGUAUCUGAACAUUUAAUAUUUAACGUUUCUGUUAGGAUAUUUUACUGUUAUUUCAUGCUUGAAGAUAACCGUGUUUUAAAGAGGCUAUAUGCAGCUUUUUCCCCAAAAUAAACAUAACAAUAGCCUU